AUGAAUAACGCUGAAAAAGUUGAGUUGGUUUUAAUUUAUGGUGAAUGUCAGCGGUUAAGUCAAGAAGGAAGAUUUCCUGAUAGACAAAUCAACCAACAAAGGCGUAGAGCAAAUUUGUUUGAUGAAGACAUAGAAUUACAGGUACUAGCAUACAUACGAGCUAACCCACGAUCGUCAAUUAGGCAUGUUGCUCUCGAAAUUGGAAUUUCAUAUGGAGAUUCUACUCGUAGGUUAGAAUUUAUAGCUUGGUUCAAUAUUCAAUUUCAUAAUAACCCUCUAAUUGUCAAUCACAUUCUUUGGAGUGAUGAAUCAAAAUUUACCAAUAAUGGCAUUAUGAAUAAGCAAAAUCAUCGAUACUGGGAUGAUACAAACCCACACUGGUCACGUGAAACUAAUUUUCAAACGGCAGCGUGUGAAAUUUUAAGAGAAGAGCAAAUCAAGGCGGCAACUACGACUGAAUUUUUGAGACGACUUGAAUCAUGUUUAGAACAUUAUGGUGGAAAUUUUGAACAAUUUAUAAGAUAA
Messenger RNA from Macrosiphum euphorbiae (potato aphid), 525 nucleotides. Lineage: Eukaryota; Metazoa; Arthropoda; Insecta; Hemiptera; Aphididae. The record is from the annotation of a GenBank genome assembly.